Messenger RNA from Ostrea edulis (European flat oyster), 1599 nucleotides. Its product is annotated as neurocalcin-like. The coding region runs from base 168 to 743 and encodes 191 amino acids. NCBI's taxonomy places the organism in Eukaryota, Metazoa, Mollusca, Bivalvia, Ostreida, Ostreidae. The record is from RefSeq and is a predicted model, not a curated record. Gene Ontology annotation, molecular function: calcium ion binding. The transcript has 2 exons.
AUAGAUUUAAUGUAUUGCAGUAUACACUGUUCUGAAAUCCGUAUUGAGGCACUCAUCAAAUGUGAUCAGCGUAUCAUAACAGCAACACGGGAUCAAUGUCAGGUUAGACCUGUGUAGUGGAAUCGGAAUUACCGGUAAUCUUCACACAGUUAUACCAGAUCUAAGAGAUGGGGAAACAAAACAGCAAACUAGCGCCCGGGACAAUAGAAGAACUCAGCAAACAAACCCAAUUCUCAGAGCAGGAAUUACGUCAGUGGUACGUCGAUUUCACACAAGAUUUCCCUAAAGGGUACGUGAAGCUGGAUGAAUUUGAGAAGAUGUACGAAGGAUUUUUCCCAGAUGGAGAUGCCUCGAAAUUCGCCAGACAUGUUUUCCACGCGUUCGAUAUAAAUGGAGAUGGUCACAUCGAUUUUCGGGAAUUUGUCUGCGGUUUAAACGCCACACUUCGGGGGUCGGUCGAACAGAAACUCCAAUGGGCAUUCAGAGUGUACGACAUUCACGAGGAUGGGUACAUUUCCAAAGAAGAAAUGAAAGAUAUUAUCUCAGCUAUUCAUAAAGUCACGGGGGAUAAAAGAAAAGCCGGUAACGAGAGGACACUGCAACAGGAAAUAGAUGACGUGUUCCGGAGAAUGGACAAGAACGCCGACCAGAAAAUAUCCAACAAAGAGUUCAUAGAGAGUGCAGCCAAGGACCCAGGCUUAGUGACGCUACUGGAGCUGCAUCAGGUCACGCCCUCCAAAUAGACAGGCCACGCCCUUCAAAUAGACGCAUGGAUUGCAGCGAGGCUAAGGAUGUACAGCAGCAAGGCUAAACAGAGAUCAUUUGCAUAUCCGGAUUGUCUCCUCAGGGAAGCACCUAACAUUGGCAGAUAUUGUACACAAAUAUUGAUUUGUUAUUGAAUACUGUUGUAUUAUUAAUGGACUGAUCACGAAGUGGGUUGUCAUAAUACGGCAUCUAUCAUACUAUUUGUCGUCUACGUUACAUUACGAGUGUAAACUGCCACCAGUGUGUUGACGAUAUGGAAGUAUUUCAAAAGACGCAACUUGAUUAAACACGCAGAACUUUUAGACUAAUUGAAACAUUCCCUGGAUCGAUAAAAUCAUUAAGAUACGGUUGUUUUAUUGUAACUGCACUGCACGACUGGUUCAAAACGUAAUUCCAUAGCUAAAUCGCCAACCCCCCUCACAGCAUCUAUUUUUCAGAGUAGGUACAUGUAUAUACAUACAUUUAAUUCCAUAUACACCAGCUGCAAUGUUUAAGCGCAGUAUAGUUUGGCAAUACUAAUGCCACCUGUAAUCGAAAAUGUAGUCACUUGCAAAUCGAAAACGACAUAGACUCGCAACCCCAAGAUAGUCACGGAAAACUGGGAGUAAUCGACCCCGUGCAAUUUUUUCAUCGUGCUGAAAUUUACUUUAAAAAGUGUAAAUUCUAUCAACAUUUUCGUCAAUAGAGAACAGUUUCUUCACGGUAUAUACAAGUUUUAUUGAAAAGGAUGUCUAAUCUGCAUGGAUUUUUGUGGUAGCUUGUUUGUUCUGUUUUCUCCUUGUCGUUAUUCCGAAGCAGAGGGAUGGAAAGAACACAAUAAAUGGCGUGUUAUUU